GUGCAGCCAAUAUCGAUUUCAGCGCCUGCGCCAAGACAUAACACAGACAUCACACACAUAACACGAGCGAAAAGUAUCGACGAGAGACAAGGUUUUUUCUCAAACCGCGAGCUUCUUUCAUCAUUUGCUAACACAUGUUACCUCAUUGCCUGUUACCUCUCCAUUUUACCAGUCGGUCUAUAGUAGGGGUGGGGAGAAAGAGACCAGAAGAGACCAAGAGAGACAGAAAAGGGAAAAGAGAAAAGAGAAAAGAACCCGUGAAAAUGUAUCCAUCUGGCGCACCCAGAGAAUCUGCAAAGUGUUACUGCUAUUCGUCAAGCGCUUUUCUUUAUUUGCAUCUUCUUCUAUCCAGUUACCGUUGCGAUGUGUGCUCUUGAUCAUAUCGUAUCAUAUCACAUCACAUCACCACCAAAACAUAACAGCAAUCUAUCACGAGGCAGCAUCAGCUUUCUUUACUCUCUACUACUCUUGCAUCAGCAGUAGACUUUUGGUUUCGGUUUUGAUUUCCAUCUGAUCUUGCCAUUCCUGUUACUCUUCCGCAAAUUCGCUUUUACGAUUAUCUCGUGGGGAAAAAAAGAAAGGGAAGAAGAUAAUUCUUCGACGAUUCCAUUGCUGUAUAUCAAUUGCUCUUCUCUACUUACCAGAUACCCUCACAAUCACCCUGUCGUAAUCCGAUACCAGCAUUCACUCCUCAGAGCCAUUUGUUGAUGAGAGCUGCGCCGAAAAGCUCAAAUGUGUCAAGCACGCCACUGACCCUGUACUUUAAUAAUUGAUCAUCUAUCACAUUUGAAUUCAGGUACAAUCUCGAAAUGAAUUUCAAGGAGAAGGAGAAACAUGGCCGCUCGGAACCAGCACGGAGAAACACACUUGAGCGUAUGCUCGAGUUAGAGAAUAGAAACAAGCUGCAGCGCAUGCAAGCCUCGACAGCGACAGUCAGUCAACCGCUGCGUAAUACCUUUUUUCGCGAAAGACGCCCGAGCAAUUCUUAUGUAUAUGCCAACUCUCCCGAACGUCCUGUCCAAUUCAGACAACCAGAUCGAGCAAUGACUACUCCAAUAUUAUCCGUUGCGGUGCCUCCUGCGCAGGCUUUCGAAACCCCCAAAACAGCACCCAAACCAUCCAAAAAGGUAUUUGUAGUUGAGCCGGCGAAGGAAAUUCCCCCGCAACUUGUUGCAGAUGUAGAUGCAGGCGAUUCUGAUGCAUCCUCAAUAUGUCGGUCCCCGGCUUGGGAUGGUGGUGAAGGCAAGCGAAAAAGAAUGGCAAAGAAAGAAGCUCAAGACAUGCGCAAGAAGGAAGAAGAGAGAUUGAGAAAAGAGAAAGAAAAGGCCGAGAGGGAGACCCGAGCCGCGGCACAGAAACAAAAGGGUCGAUUGAGCAAGGCGCCUCCAACCAACAAGCGCCUAAGUAAAACGAUACCCACAGCUCCAGUAGGCCGAGCCAACUCUGAACCUGCAGCACAAGCUGCGCCGGAAAUAAUACAAUUGAGUCCUGAUCCCGAUGAUGGUAGACGAUCAAGGCGAACGAGUUUGGAUCUUGGUCUCAAGAAACUUAUGUCUUCUUUCAGAUCCAGAUCCAGGUCCACAAGCAUUUCCGCGGACGCAACCCCAAGAAAUCGAUCAUCCUCGAUUUCUCCAACCUCGACUGGAUUCAUUGGAGGCUUAAAAUUGCAACAAUCGAGCGAAGCUGCGGCCCAAAACGAACUUCGAGACGGAAAAUCGUCAAAUUACAGACCAGCUGGUCACAGUAACAAACCUAGUCACAGUCGGCCACCUAUAUCGCUCGAGAAUUCUCGAUAUCGCACAUUGGAUUUGUUGGCUCCUUCUGGAGCCAGUGCACCCGCGGUCGAACUGCCAACAAAAUCCCAAAGUGAGGACUCUUAUAACCCCCAUACUCCGAAAGAACCGGAAGCCGGUGAACAGCCCGCUAGUGUUCUAGAACCAAUCAUGAAUAGAAACCCUCGAGCCCAAAAACCGAGCGAACAUUUGAGAUUGGAUCACGUUACAGAUUCAACGGUGAAUUAUAAGGCUAGUCAUAAGCCUCAAUCGCCUCUUGUUGCUCCGCCAUCUCCAGGUUUUAGAUUUGGCUUGGAAAAAAACCCGCCAUCAACUCAAGAAGUACAAGAACCUCUGUAUUCUCAGAAUUUUGAUAUAUCUCCUGAAGAUACCAACUCUGAAAAUAACGAAUAUUUUCCAAAGCAAAAACGGCACGACAACCAAGGAGAUCUAAGCAGCCCAACCCAUGAUAUCAAAUUCGACUCCGCUCCGAUACAGGAAGUUAUGAGAAGAACACCGUCAAUUCAUAAUGCGGCUGGACGUAGUGGGUCGGUUUCUCGAGCUGGAGAAAAUGCGGAAGUAGUGGAGAAUGAGGAAGAUUUUCGGGCAUUCAUACACAGUGAAGGCGCUCCUCCAGAUUUCAGGCUCACUGCGCAACCUUCCCAGAGCAGUAUUCAACCAGAAGAGGGUAUGUUCUCUAGGCGUGAUUUGCAAGCACCAUCUUUCUAUCCCAGCCCAUUAUCGCUCCAACCCAAAGGAGCCAAGGGUGGUACAGCGAAUGUAAGUCACAGAUAUUCGUCUGCCCCAGAUUCACCUUCUCUACAAACUUCUCAUUUGGAUGAGCCUCUUAAAAAGUUACGUCCUCAAUCUACCUUUUCGCCACGUGCCACUGGCUUCGACAGCAGAUCUGCACUACCAAGCCAAUCUGCUCGGAGAGUAUCAGAACCCGAAUACUUAUCCCCCAUCGCUUUGUCGCCUCUAGAGAUCAGUCCUGUGCCACAGCAGAAACUCUCUCCCCAAACGGCCAACCCAACUUCACCUCGUCGCCAGAAGGACCGCAGAUCCAGCUCUAGAUCUUACACAGGAUCAAGUGAGGAAUAUCUAAGUUUCGAUGAGCAGUCCAGUAUCACAACUCCAGCAGUUUCAAGACCACAAUCACAGAAGGGACCUAUUGCAUCUAGUCAUGACCCCGCAUCUCGCAAGUAUCACAAAGUCCAAGAUUCUUGGAAUCAAACUCCGAUUCCGCUCCAAAUCAAAGAUUACAAAGGCAAUACUUAUACGCUAAGUGGCCGGGACACUUCUACUUCGCAACCUGCAAAUCUUCAUGUGUCUCUAUCUUCUGCAGAUCCCGACACGGAUGAAGGAGUUGCAGAUCUUCAACGGAGGCUUAGUCUGACUAAGUCGUCAUCAACUACUGCACUGCAACAUACUUUGAAUUUUCUACCAGAGCUCAAACAUCAACCGUUGCGUCCACGACAAGGUCCCGGACAACGACAAAGCAGUGAGGGGAAGAAUGUACUUGGGAAGGGAGAUGGAAAUGGACAUGGGCACGGGGGAAAGUUAAGACGAGAAUCGGCAUCUGCCUCUGCCUACGCGCAAUACAACGAUUCCAAAAACUCACUCAUGUCAUCUUCUGCUUUCAACGGAGGCGAAUCAUCUAAUUCUAACGGCAACUCCAGCUCUUCUGAAAAAGAUAAUAACGAUAGCAGCCAAUAUCUUCGAUCGGCCCGUCUCGCGAUCCCACCCAAGAAAGGCCCUCGCUUUUCCAACCAACUGGCAGCCUCUUCGGCACAAAGUCUUCACAGCAAUGGACAAGGCGGAAUUGAACCAAUGGCAAAAAUGUUUGUUAUUUGUUGUGGAUGCAACUAUUUCCACGAUAUGCCGAGUAAACUCUAUGAGUGUAUGGCAAAACCGGAAGCGGUAGUUAAAGAUGAGGGAUUGGGGGUUAGUGGGGUGGUCAGCACGAGGGUCAGUUGUCCUUGGUGUGGACACGGGAUGAGUACGAGAUGUUGUGAGGGGUGGGCGGCGGUAGUGAUGCUGAAGGAAAGGAUGCAUUAGGAGCUAUGGAAGGAUGAAUGGGCGAAAUUGGUGGAUGGAAGGUGGGAGUUAAUAUGUUAAGUUUUAUGGGAGUGAAAUUCAGUAUAGGGUUGGAUGGUAGACCAUGGUUUAAGGAUGAACGAAGGACUUGGGUCUGCUUCAAAGUUUGGGUUGGAGAUGUAGCUCGGUUGGGCUUUGGCAUGGUAGUAGGGAAGCAUUAGACGCAUAAUAUGGUAUGAUAUGAUAUGACAUGACAGACGGCAUUGCAAGGAUAGAUGGACAUUGAAGGUGGGAAGGAAAUUCACAUGAUUAAUUAAAUGAAAGGAUAAAAUGGGACCAAAAAUUUACGAUAAUGAGACGCAUAUAGGCGGGGAUAUAAUUGGGCAAUGGGUUUUUGGUUGUAUGCAUUUUUUGUAUAUGGAUGGAGAGGAGGUUUUAGGGAGGAUCUGAAAGAGAUUGAGGUGAUUGAGGUGAUCGAGGUGGUUAUGCUUUGUUUGGCUGUGGUUGGACUUGAGAUUGGGGUUUCUUGUGAGAUGCGAGAUACGAGGAAAUUGGUACUUAGGUAGAAGUGGAAUGGGCAGAUGGAUGAAUGAAUGAAUGAACGAAUGAACCAAUUAUAACCUUAUAGAUAGAUUGAUAAAGGGAUGAAUGAAUGACUUGUGGUUGUGAUUGUGAUAUGAGUACAGUUGUCAUGGAUAUCUGAGAGAUUUGAAAAAAUAUAGGAGGUGUAAUCA
Molecule: messenger RNA, 4543 nt
Organism: Botrytis cinerea B05.10
Lineage: Eukaryota; Fungi; Ascomycota; Leotiomycetes; Helotiales; Sclerotiniaceae
Exons: 2
Coding region: 810-3830 (1006 amino acids)
Source: RefSeq, a predicted model, not a curated record